This is a messenger RNA of Panthera uncia (snow leopard), 1675 nucleotides long. It is a transcript of the gene ASIC5, whose product is annotated as acid sensing ion channel subunit family member 5. Lineage: Eukaryota; Metazoa; Chordata; Mammalia; Carnivora; Felidae. Gene Ontology annotation, molecular function: ligand-gated sodium channel activity. The record is from RefSeq and is a predicted model, not a curated record. Gene Ontology annotation, cellular component: membrane. Gene Ontology annotation, biological process: sodium ion transmembrane transport.
AUGAAGCAGAUUGAGAAACCAAAAGCCUAUGCUGAGAAAGGACUCUUGGAAAAGAUAAAGCUUUGCCUCUCAAAGAAACCGCUGCCAUCUGCCAAUGACCGGAAGAUCGACCAUGACUUUGCCAUCUCCACUUCUUUCCACGGAGUACACAACCUUGUUCGAAGCCAGAGCAAAAUUUGCAAGCUGAUCUGGUUGGGUGGCUCAGUGUCACUCGUGGUGUGGCAGGUCUGUAGUCGCUUGGUCAGCUACUUCACAUGGUCCACCACGAUGUCCACCGAAGUUCAGUAUGUGGAAAAGAUCGAGUUCCCGGCUGUGACGUUUUGCCAUUUAAACAGGUUCCAAACAGAUGCUGCAGCCAAAUUUAGUAUUAUUUUUCUCUUACGGAAUAUUGUAUCCAACGUCCUCUAUCUUCAGGAAAUCAGGUCCAAUUAUACUGGCUUUAAAGACGCUAUUGACUUUUUUGCAAGUUAUCAAAACUUCAGCAUUAUGGAGUUUGUAAAAAAAAAAAAAAAUGGUCUUUAUCUCAACAAUAGCACUUUGUUGGAAUGUGACUUUUUUGGAAAGCCAUGUGGCCCACAGGACUUUGCACAUGUCUUCACUGAAUAUGGAAAUUGUUUUACUUUUAAUUAUGGCGAAAAUAUCCGAGCAAGGAACAAAGUGAGUGUCUCUGGAAGAGGAUUAAGCUUGCUCUUCAAUUUCAAUCAGGAGGAAUUCACUUAUGAACAAACCCUUGGUUUUGUUUAUGCUGGAAUCAUCUUUGUUAUCCAUUCACCACAGAAGGUGCCCCAGAUUGAUGGUUUAGGCUUGUCGUCACCUGUGGGAAUGCAUGCACAGGUAACAAUCCGCCAAGUCAAGACAGUCCAUCAAGAAUACCCCUGGGGAGAAUGCAACCCUAACAUCAAGCUGCAGAAUUUUAGUACCUACAGCACUUCUGGUUGCUUGAAGGAAUGCAUGGCUCAGCACAUACAAGAGCAAUGUGGAUGUUUACCUUUUCUGCUUCCUGGAAAUGGGAUAGAGUGUGACCUACAAAAGUUUUACAACUGUGUUUCACCUACACUUGACUACAUUAAAGUUAAGGAAUCAUGUACAAUGGGAAAACAUAAUUCUAGCUGCCCUGUUCCUUGUGAAGAAACAGAAUACCCUGCUACUAUUUCUUAUUCUACUUUUCCAAGUCAAAAACCUUUGAAAUAUCUUUCCAAGAAGUUAAAUCAAAGUCAGGAAUAUAUCAGGUAAUCUUUUUUAGAGAAUCUUGUGAACAUUGAAAUAAACUACAGUGACUUAUACUAUAAGAUAACUCAGCAGCAAAAGGCAGUGAGUGUGUCUGAGUUACUUGAUGUUGGUGGUCAACUGGACCUAUUUUGUGGGGCCAGCAUGAUUACAAUUAUAGAAAUUAUUGAAUAUAUAUUCACCAAUUUCUACUGGAUAUGCAUUUUGUUCUUGCUGAAGAUACCUCAAAUGACCCAGGGGUCUCCUCCACCUCAGCAUCAUCUGAAGAAGAGAAAUCACAUAGAAGAAUGCUAAUGUUCACAUAGGACAAAAGCUUUUGUUUUCUCUUCAUAAUACCUUCAAAUUUCUUCAUGACUAAUUCACUGUUAUGUAAUUUUAUCUUAUAUUUUGGGAAUUCAGUAAAAGCCACUGUAGGUAUCUAUCUAUACAUCUUUAUCUCUGUCUAUAC